AGGAGGGAAAGCUGAUGCUGAAGCUUUAGAAAUCAAUGAUACUGUUGCGUUUAAACCGGUUAAACUAGAACCAAAUGAAAUGGGUAUAGGAGUCAGUGGCAAUAGUAAAGAAGAAACCCUUUCCCAUAACAAUCCUUCAAUGGAUGCUCUUAACAUGUGUGAUGGGAAAGAUUUUAGUAUUGAAGGAAAAGGAGCUGAAGCACGAAGACAAAAAAGGAGUCCUAGAAGGACAGGGAAAAAACCAAAGAAAAUAAAAAAGAUCAGUACUAGGCGUUUGGGGACGACAGAUGCGACGACUGUGACGAGGAAUGUGACGAGGAACGUGACGACUAAUGUGACUUCUGUUGCAAAUGCAAGGAGGCUUGAUCCUCUCUCACAAUUAUUUUAUAACUAAUGAAACACGAAAGUAUAAGUAUACUACUGUUGUUAUUCAGUUUAUGAUAAUAUUGCAUUCAACAAGUUUGCCAAAAAUUAUUCAAAU
Ceutorhynchus assimilis (cabbage seed weevil) is the source of this 481-nucleotide messenger RNA. Lineage: Eukaryota; Metazoa; Arthropoda; Insecta; Coleoptera; Curculionidae. The record is from the annotation of a GenBank genome assembly.